This is a messenger RNA of Menidia menidia (Atlantic silverside), 1374 nucleotides long. NCBI's taxonomy places the organism in Eukaryota, Metazoa, Chordata, Actinopteri, Atheriniformes, Atherinopsidae. The record is from the annotation of a GenBank genome assembly.
AUGGUGCUUCAUUUGCAUGAGUGGCCCUCACCCCCACCCGCAUCAGCUAAAAAGCCGAAGAAGCGAUAUUCCCAGUCCGCCGCAGCCUCGGGCUGGCUAACCGGAGACUCGGGCCAACCUCGCCGGUCCAGCUCCCUAACCGCUUCCUCUCCACUGCUGCCGGGCUCCUCGUCAGUUCGUGUGUGUGUGUGUGUGUGUGAGGGGAGGAUCUGUCAGUUCUCCUUCUUUCUCUUUGCGCCGGCUUUGAUCCUGCUCUCCAAGCCUUGGCUGGCCUCGCUAACAGCAGCUGAGCACAGGUCCUUCUCCACUCCCACUAAGAACACACAUUCGCCGCCACAGUGGGAUGAUGCUGGUGAACACGCGCACACACUUUUCUGCUCCGCUCACUCCCCCUUCUCCUCGCCAGCACGCUCCAGAAUCAGUGAGAGCGGGCCUGGCCGUCAUUUUUUCCGCGAGUUAUUGAAGCUAAUCGCGUUCACCUCGCCCGGCACAAACUCUAACCCGCAAACAGCUCGCACCGCGGGCGACUCGGCCGAUGGUUCCGUGAGAGAGGAAUUUGUGCCCGCACGGUGCCGUGCUCGGGUCGAGCGACGGCACCAGCGCGACGCCUCACAAAGGCCGGCCUUUGUGAGGCCUGUUUGUCUUCGUACUUCCCACUUUAUUGCGAGUCGGUGCGCGCGACCCGGUGCUCCUCUGGCAGGGGGGGGGGAGGACAGGGCGGGACUGGCUGAGGACUCCGUGACUCAGUGCACCAACCGGGGAGCUCUUGCAAAACGAGCCCUCGGUGGGCUGGCCGGAUGCCCGGAGGCUCCCCGCAGAUCGGGGCGGCAGGCCGGGCGAGAGGAGCGCCGUCCCUCCGGUCGCCUGCGCGCCACGUGUCGCGGUCUCCAGCAGCUGGAGGUGCGCGUGUGCGCGCCCUUGAAGACUGCGGGGCGACCACAGGCGGGAAGGAGGAGGAAAAGGGAGGAGGAGGGAGGGAGGGAGGGAGGGGGAGGAGGAGGAGGAGGCAUCGGUGUGAUCGUUCAGCGGGCUCCGCUGCUAAUGCGGAAACGGCGCGCGGACGCAGGGCUCGAGGCAGUUUCCCCGGCUGCGCCCUGGACCCGAGCCGCGCGCGCCAUUGGCCGCCGGCUCCGGGCGGCCGGACAGCCAAUGGGAGGGCGCCGACCACGAGCCCGUCCUCCCCUCGGGCCGCGUGUCCCUCGCCCUGAUUGGCUGAAAGUUACUGUGGGAAAGAAAGUUUGGGAAGUUUCACACGAGCCGUUCGCGUGCAGCCGGAGAUAUAAAUACGAGCCACACGCGGAGAGCCCGACAGAGACGGACUGCCCCCCCCAGCCGCCGGUAGCCGCUGCGCGCGCCGCUCUGACGGAUUUCUAA